UGCCAUCGAUGAAGUCUUUAAACCUUUUGGAAUCCGUUUGAUGCAUUUUCCAAAUACCUCUGGCUGUAUACUUACCUCAAAGGAAGAGCCAAUUACAACAGUUAUAAACUUUUGUGUAUUAUUUCCUUGACAAAAAUCUGUUAUGCUACAUUCUUAGGAGAAUGUCCAACUGUAAAACAAAAUGUUUUCUCCUUACUAAUUAUGCAAAUAUAUUGGUUUAAUGUUUUGACGGAUGUGGUUUAGUUCAUAUUUGUUUACCUUAGUGUCCUUGUACUGUCUGGCACAAGAAGGGAGAGCUAUGGUUGCUACUCAGACAGAAAUACUGCCUUGCAUCACUAUUUACUUUUUAAAAUGCACAAAUUCCACAGUAUCAUUGCACUAUCCCUGGAAGGAUGUGGCAGAGAAAUCUCUUGUAAUUCCAAGUGCAUUGCAACCCAAGUCUGACCAACUGACCGCAUCAUUCAUCUAGAUCAGGAUGAAGAAAUGAAGAAAAGGAAGACGGCGUUAAUCAUACUCAUCCAUAACACCCUCUGUGUGGGUGCCUACAGAGAAUAUUGAUUAAAUAUAAACUUGUUUUCAUCUGGAAUCCAUCAAAUUAGUUAACUAGAGUAGGAACGUCUUUCUUUUGACAAAACGUGUAGGACACAUAUUUGAAACCAAAGAUAUUGCAUAAUGAACUGCAUUACUUUCCUGUUCACUUCAAUGAAGUGUUUGUUGUUUAGCCCCUUUUGUAACCUUUUGGGGCUUUCAGGUGAGCAAAUGUGGUUCUGGUCUUAAUUAGGCUGAGAAAUUCCUUGAAGGGGUAGAAUUGUGUGGUGGCGGUGGGCUAAACUUCACUGGAAACUGAAUGGUCUGGACACAAAGGAACUUUUGUUUCAGAGACCUCUGGUUUGGGGGUAGAUUCUCAGACUCCCGGCGCUCUGCAUGGGAAUGGAACUGUCUAUAAAGGCUGCUGCUUACUCCGCAUUUCAGACUGGGCUUCCUGCACACAAGCUGUUUAUUCUCUAAAGGAAAAUGGUUAGUCGAAUUCAGCAUCCGGCUGGUGGGUACAAGAAAAUAUUUGAGACGUGUGGAGAAUUGAAUGAACCUAUUCCUGCUAUCGUUGUAGGUGUGAUUCCAGAAUGGCUGAGUGGCAGUCUAUUGCGUCUGGGACCCGGCCUGUUCGAGGUGGGGGCUGAACCUUUCUACCACCUUUUUGAUGGCCAGGCCCUCAUGCACAAGUUUGACCUAAAGAAUGGCCAUGUGACCUACUAUCGGAAAUUUGUCAAAACAGAUGCCUAUGUGCGAGCCAUGACAGAGAAAAGAGUGGUCAUCACUGAGUUUGGAACAGCAGCCUACCCAGACCCCUGCAAAAAUAUAUUCUCACGGUUUUUCACCUACUUCAAAGGGAUUGAGGUGACAGAUAAUUGCUUAGUGAAUGUGUACCCUGUUGGUGAGGAUUUCUAUGCCUGCACAGAAACCAACUACAUCACCAAAGUGGACCCAGACACACUGGAGACUCUGAAAAAGGUGGACCUGUGUGAUUACCUCUCGGUCAAUGGGGUGACGGCUCAUCCACACAUUGAAAGUGAUGGAACGGUGUACAACCUUGGGAACUGUUUUGGGAAGAACAUGUCAUUGGCCUACAACAUUGUAAAAAUUCCUCCCACACAGAAAGACAAGUCCGAUCCCAUUGCAAAGUCCAAGGUUCUUGUGCAGAUACCCAGCAGUGAGAGAUUCAAGCCCUCGUAUGUUCAUAGCUUUGGAAUGACAGAAAACUACUUUGUCUUUGUUGAGACUCCAAUAAAGAUCAACCUUCUAAAAUUCUUGACCGCUUGGAGCAUCUGGGGCACAAAUUACAUGGAUUGCUUUGAGUCAAACGAAACCAUGGGUACAUGGUUCCAUCUGGCUAUGAAGGACCCAGCUAAAUACAUAGAGCAUAAAUUCAGGACCUCUGCCUUCAAUCUCUUCCAUCACAUCAACAGCUAUGAGGACGAUGGCUUCAUCGUUGUUGACCUGUGUACUUGGAAAGGUCAUGAGUUUGUCUACAACUACCUAUAUCUGGCCAACCUGCGGGAGAACUGGGAGGAAGUGAAGAAAGCUGCUAUGAGGGCACCUCAACCGGAGGUCCGGCGAUACAUUCUGCCCAUAGACGUCCACAGAGAGAAACAGGGGAAGAAUCUGAUAUCUCUUCCGUACACCACAGCCACUGCAGUGAUGCGCAGUGAUGGAACCAUCUGGCUGGAGCCUGAGGUUCUGUUUUCUGGACCACGACAAGCAUUCGAGUUCCCUCAGAUCAACUACAGUAAGUUCUCUGGGAAGAACUACAGCUAUGCCUAUGGACUGGGUCUGAACCACUUCAUCCCUGACAGGAUUUGCAAACUGAACGUGAAGACCAAGGAGACGUGGGUGUGGCAGGAGCCAGACUCGUACCCCUCAGAACCCAUCUUUGUGCAGACCCCAGACUCUGUGGAGGAAGAUGACGGGGUGUUGUUGAGCAUCGUGGUGAACCCUGGAGCAGACCAGAGGCCAGGGUACCUCCUCAUCCUCAAUGCCAGAGAUCUGACAGAGAUUGCACGGGCUGAGGUGGAGGUUAUCAUCCCUGUCACCUUCCAUGGAAUGUACAAGCCUUAGGACCACUUUCUCAACACAUCUACAGAACAAUCAUAAUACUAAAACUGUUGGAUUAUACUUUACACAAGACAUCUAGUUACAGUGCAUUCGGAAAUUAUUCAGACAUCUUCCCUUUUUCCACAUUUUGUUAACGUUACAGCCUUAUUCUAAAAUUGAUUAAAUAAAAAUAGUUCAGCAAUCUACACACAGUACCCCAUAAUGACCAAGUGACAUUAUAUUUGAGACAUUAUUGCAAAUGUAUUUAUCAAAAUACAAAUACCUUAUUUACAUAAAUAUUUAGACAUUUUGCUAUGAGAUUUGAAAUUGAGCUCCGGUGCAUCCUGUUUCCAUUUAUCAUCCUUUAGAUGUUUCUGCAACUUGAUUGGAGUCCACCUGUGGUAAAUUCAAUUGAUUGGCCAUGAUUUGGAAAGGCACACACCUGUCUACAUAAGUUUCCACAGUUGACAGUGCUUGUCAGAGCAAAAACUAAGCCAUGAGAUCGAAGAAUUGUUCGGAGAGCUCCGAGACAGUAAUGUUGAGGCACAGAUCUGGGGAAGGGUACCAAAAACUGUCUGCAGCAUUGAAGGUCACCAAGAACACAGUGGCCUCCAUUCUUUAAUGGAAGAAGUUUGGAACCACCAAGACGCUUCCUAGAACUGGCUGCCCGGCCAAACUGAUUAAUCAGGGGAGAAGGGCCUUGGUCAGGAAGGUGACCAAGAACCCGAUGGUCACUUGGACAGAGCUCUAAAGUUCCUCUGUGGCGAUGGGAGAACCUUCCAGAAGGACAAACAUCUCUGCAUCACACCACCAAUCAGGCCUUUAUGGUAGUGGCCAGAAGGAAGCCACUCCUCAGUAAAAGGCACAUGACAGCCCACUUGGAGUUUGCCAAAAGGCACUUAAAGUACUCUCAGACCAUGAGAAACAAGAUUCUAUGGUCUGAUGAAACCAAGAUUGAACUCUUAGGCCUGAAUGCCAAGCGUCACAUCUGGAGUAAACCGGACACCAUCCCUACGAUGAAGCGGGAGAGCAGCAUGAUGUGGGUAUGUAUUUCAGCAGCAGGGACUGGGAGACUAGUCAGGAUCGAGGCAAAAUACAGAGAUCCUUGAUGAAGUCCUGUUGCACUCUGGAGCAGGUUAACAACCCUAAGCACACAGUCAAGACAACGCAGGAGUGGCUUCGGGGUGUCUCUGAAUGUCCUUGAGUGGCCCAACCUGAGCCCGGACUUAUCAUAUCAAACAUCUUUGGAGACCUGAUAAUAGCUAUGCAGCAACGCUCCCCAUCCAAUCUGACAGAGCUUGAGAGGAUCGGCAGAGAAGAUUGGGAGAAACUCCCCAAAUACAGGUGUGCCAAGCUUGUAGCGUCAUGCCAAGAAGACUCAAGGCUGUAAUCGCUGCCAAAUGUGCUUCAACAAAGUACAGAGUAAAGGGUCUGACUAUUUAGUUAAAUGUGAUAUUUCAGUUAAAAGAAAAUUGCAACAUUGUCUACAAACCGGUUUUUGCUUUGUCAUUAUGGGGUGUUAGGUUCUAAAUUUCAGAGUAAAUAACUCAAGGACACUAGAGAAGCUUAGCCAAGUUGAAUUCUUCCCAAAGGGUCGAUACAGCUGUAAUUCAGACAUGGCUUCCAAGGGAGGGUUGCAUCAUUCUUGCUAAGUGAACUAAGUGAUAUGAGCCUUCAACGGUUUCUCCCCUUAUCAGUACUGUCACAUGCGAUUGUUUUCCCUGCACUCAGUCCCUCCCAAGCUUCAUCAUGGCACCCCUCAUUUCUCUUUCGUAGCUAAUGUUCCUAUACUUCUGAGUAUAACAAUGUUCCAAGUUUAGCGCUGAAUCCAAAAGGGGUAUUGAGCAUAGAUUGAGGUGGAAAAAAACAAUUAAUCCACUUUAGAAUAAGGUUGUAACUUAACAUUGUGGAAAAAGUCAAGGGGUCUGAAUACUUUUCAAAUGCACUAUCAUUUGAGUAUCUAUUUGUUGAGGCAUCGCUGGUGUUGCCUAUGGAAUGUACUGUUUGAUCAUGUAGCCUGUUCAUUUGCUUAGUCCACAUAGUAAUGUAAACUCAGAAAAAAAAGAAACGUUCCUUUUUCAGGACCCUGUCUUUCAAAGAGAAUUCAUUAAAAUCUAAAUAACUUCACAGAUCUUCAUUGUAAAGGGUUUAAACACUGUUUCCCAUGCUUGUUCAAUGAACCAUAAACAAUUAGUGAACAUGAA
Molecule: messenger RNA, 4793 nt
Organism: Oncorhynchus kisutch (coho salmon)
Lineage: Eukaryota; Metazoa; Chordata; Actinopteri; Salmoniformes; Salmonidae
Product: retinal Mueller cells isomerohydrolase
Exons: 14
Coding region: 1015-2613 (532 amino acids)
Biological process (GO): zeaxanthin biosynthetic process; retinal metabolic process
Molecular function (GO): all-trans-retinyl-ester hydrolase, 11-cis retinol forming activity; retinol isomerase activity; beta-carotene 15,15'-dioxygenase activity
Source: RefSeq, a predicted model, not a curated record